AUUUUCUUUGUUAUUAUUAUUGUUAUCAAGCAUUUUGCAAAUAGCUUUUUUCAGUUGACGCAUAUCAAGUUUCUUCGCUCGAGUACUAUACGCAAUGGCUACCUUACUUGUUAAUUUAGGAACAGCUACUAAAUUUUCACCUGUGAAAGCGCCGUUGAAUGUGACAGGUCAGUCUGCAAGAAUGGCGACUAUGGUGGAAGAACAAAUUUCGGUUGACAUGGGCGAAGAUAAAGAAUCAGAAUUCGUCGUAGUCACUUGCAAUUGGGUGGAUAUUACCCAAGAAUUUUUCGAAGCUAUUACAGAAUUGGAAUUGGGUGAAUUAUUAAGAGAUGACAUGUUUGGAUUAUUUGAGGCGAUGUCUGCAAUUGAAAUGAUGGAUCCAAAAAUGGAUGUUGGUAUGCUAUGUAAUAGGAGCAACAACAAACCAUGUACUUUUAUACAGGCUGUUGACUCUGGUGCAAUCAAAUUGGACAAUCUAACUCCAUCAGAAGUUAUAGGAAUAAUAGAUUCCACGUAUGCCUGCAUAGUGUCCUGGCUUGAGGGUCACAGUUUAGCCCAAACAGUCUUCACUAACUUGUAUCUUCAUCAGCCCAAUCAAAUAAUUGAUAAACCACUGAAAAUAUUUUGCUAUGCUGUAUAUAAGAUAAUUGAAAUAAUUAAAGACUGCAUUAAUAAAGCAUUAGUCUUUGAGGAAGAAGAUUUCCAGAGUGUUACAUAUGGUUAUAAAUUGCAAUUGGAUAUUACAGAACAAAAAAUUAUAUCUAUGUUAAGAGAAGUAGAAGAUGAACUACCUAAAAAGAAUAGAAUAAAACCGAAUCAUGUAGUGUCGGAGGAAAAAUAUAGCGAUAGGUUGGCACUGUAUGCCAGAAUUAGAUUCACCAAAAUGUUUUAUCAAAUUUUGUCAUUAAUGGGAAAAAAGGAACAGCUGCAACAAAAUUUAAGCGAUUGCCAUACAUUAUUAUCAAGAUGCUCUUGUAUGAUACAAAUUAUGAUUAAAACAGUAAAUCGUGGAGAAAAUGCUGACGAAAUAUCAAACUAUCCAAAUAUUAUGGGAUUCGACCCUAUGGUAAAUCAAAGAUUGUUACCACCAACGUUCCCACGGUAUGCAAAAAUAAAGCCAAGAAUAGAGGCUUUAAAAUAUUUGGAUGAAUUAUUAAAUAGGUUUAGAACAGUCACUAUGAUUACUAAUCAAAACGGAUUUCACGCGGCUUUGGACUUUUUUUUAGAAUUCUCACGGCAAGGCCCAUGUAUAUUAUCUAGAUCAAUGUUGCAAAUAGUUUAUGUAUCCACAACAUAUCGGGUAUUUGGUAUACAACAUUUCGCUGACGUUUUGAAAGACGCAGCGCGAAAUUUCAUAGCGCCUCCGGUUCUAAUGCCAAAGAGCACAAUGCUUCAGAACCAUCAGGCAAAAGAAUACGUUGACAGUUUCAUGUCUCAUUGCGUAGGCGUUUUCAGCCGUUUGCUUCAACUUACUGGUCAUAACAGAGCAAGACAGAGAGAUAAACUGGCAUAUAUGUUGGGCGAGUUCGCGACUUUACAGGACGAAGCUGAAAGAGUCGAUGGAUUCUUACACACGUUGUCAUUAAAAAGUGAGCCUCCGAGGACACAUUUAGCUUGUUUUGGAACGUGGAUUUUGUACCAUACGCUACGAGUUAUGGUCAUGUACUUGUUAAGCGGCUUCGAGCUAGAAUUGUAUUCAGUGCAUGAAUAUCAUUAUAUAUUUUGGUACUUGUACGAGUUCCUUUACGGAUGGCUUGUGUCGGCUAUAACAAGGGCAAAUACAUUCUUAAUGGAACAGGAUGUGCAUAAUGAUACACAUAAGGGUAGAGGUAGUAAGAAGAGCGCGAAGAAUAAGAAAAAGAAAUCGACCACAAGACCGUACAAUUUAGAAAUGUUAAUGUAUCAAGCCAUGCAAAAUAUAUGUGGGGGAUAUUAUAAAGCUUUAGUUGGUUUUCGUAUGGAUGGUAAAAUACCACUUCCUGAAACGCAAUUCGAUUCGGAACGAGUUCGAUACGAGCACAGGUUAUUACCGUUUUCUUCGUUACUGACGCCACCGCCAGUACAUUAUCAGGAAUUUUUAGAUAUGACUAACGCGCAAAUGCAUAAAAGAAACGGGAAGAUCACUAGUGAAGUACUGUACGUAGCCGGUUGGCGUCAUUUUCAUCAAGCUAGAAAUAUGUUGGAACGAGCGUUGUCUCUUUAUUCACCGAAUGCUAGUACUAUAAACGAGAUCAAUGAUUUAUUGAAAGUGGCCAAAACAAAUUUCGUCGUUUUAAAAUUACUCGCUGAUGGUCAUAAAAAGGAUUCCAAAGAACCUCCAGUAUUCGAUUUCUCGUGUCAUCAACAUUUCCCACUGAUAAAACUGACCUAAGUCAUCUGUAAAUGGCCAUCACAUCGCGCUAUAAAAUGACAUAUUAUUUAUUCUAGCUUUAGUCGUGCAAAAAAAUAUUUUUGUGCCGUUGCCUUUCCAUGCCUUUUUUUUCUUUUAAUACAACUUUCACUGCUCUUCCCUCUCUUCUUUGUUUUUAUUAAAGAUACAUCCUUCAUUGUACAGAUAUGUAUUAUUUGUCAAGCAUAUUUUCUGGAUAAAUUUCUAUGAGGAGGAAACAUGAUAUUUGUAUAUAGUUUAUCAUAAAUAUAUAUAUGUUUUAAGUGAGUUCAUGUGGAUAGAGAAUGAAUGCGUCAAUCAUUUGAGAGAAGGUUCGUGAACUUUUCAGAGAUUUUUGUGAAAUGUAAAUAAAAAUAAAGUACAGAGUGUAUAGUCUCGAAAUGUUGUAUAGUAACGCAUCUUAUCCAUGAAAUUGUUAACACUUCUUGUUAGUGAGACAUCUGCAACAUUUUGGGUAUAUCACAGGCUUAAGCUAUGAAACACACGGUCCGACAACAAUUUUUUUGCAAUAACAAUUUCCGCAAUUUCAUCGAUCAUAUUUUAUCUAGAUUAUUUACGUGUAACACGUAUAUUCUCUACAUUCUACACGGGCAUAGUUAUAAUUUAUAUCUCACUAAAUUCUGUGUAUGUGUACAGACACGAACAUUGUAAUAUUAAAUUGAAACACUAAAUUUCAAUGUAAAAUUAAUAACUGAAGAAUAAAAUACUUGUAAAUCAUCAACUUUAUGUGAAAAAGCGAUGUAUGUCUAAUAAAGAUGAUAAUCCAAGAUA
Messenger RNA from Ceratina calcarata, 3160 nucleotides. RefSeq names its product N-alpha-acetyltransferase 35 (gene Naa35). The transcript has 11 exons. Lineage: Eukaryota; Metazoa; Arthropoda; Insecta; Hymenoptera; Apidae. The record is from RefSeq and is a predicted model, not a curated record. Gene Ontology annotation, cellular component: NatC complex. Gene Ontology annotation, biological process: N-terminal peptidyl-methionine acetylation. Bases 95 to 2371 code for a protein of 758 amino acids.